AUGGUUCAAUUCACUCCUGGAUCUAUCUAUUAUUUUGAUUUGGACUUGCCUGUGGAACAAAGAUAUUCAUAACUUUUUCCAAAGUAUGCCCCAUUAAUAAGAAAAUACUGCUAAAUAUGGCUGGAGACAAAUCAACCAUCUUAGGAACAUCUAAAUGAUUUAAAAAAACUGUUUUAGACUCACCCUGAUAAGGAAUUGCUUGAAUUUGUUAAAUAUUUUGCUAAGGAAUGUGGAAUUGACGAGAGCAUAAUUUUGUACAUACAAUUUAUGUAUGAUUUUGGAUUUGAUGACUCUUUAUCAAUGGGAUGCACCAGCAUAUUGAUUAAUCAAGAGAAACCUUAUAUUGUGAGGAAUCUUGAUUGGGAUUUCAAUGAUGUCAUAAGGGCUUUAACUAUAAAUGCUAUUUAUAUUAAAAAUAAAUAGGUAGUCUCCAUUCACUUAGCAAUAGUGUCUCAAUUACUGACUCCUCACACCAUUAAACAGCAAUCAUAUGCUAUCAGUUUAAAUUUCUUAUGGCCUUAAUACAAGGUUGAGCAAUAAUGGCAAAGUGUUCUAUAAAAUGUCCAUAUACCCAACAUUGGAAGGUUGAUUUAUAGGUUGUCAGUUACCAAUCACAAAUAUGAUGAUCUACAAAAUGUAUUAAAGGAUGCAGUAGUAUAGCAUCACGGCUUAUUGAAUAUUGUUGGAAACAAAAAAAAUUAAUGUGCAAUAUUUUAUAUUAAUGAUUGGUUUAACACUCAGAAAUAUCAAUUUUAACAUGAAAUCAAAAGCAAUGAAGACUAUCUCCUAUCAACAAAUGGAGAGUAUUUUCAAUUUAGCAUUGACAGAUACAAUGCAGCUACAGAAAACCUAAAAAAACAAUAAGAUUUUAGUAAUCCUAUGAAAAUUGUAGAGAAUGUGGCUUUUCAGUAUCCAAAUUAUAAUGAAACAACCAUUUUAACAACAAUCUUAAACUGCGAGUUAAGUUUACCAUUUGAUGUUUAUAUAAAAUAAUGA
Molecule: messenger RNA, 996 nt
Organism: Paramecium tetraurelia
Lineage: Eukaryota; Ciliophora; Oligohymenophorea; Peniculida; Parameciidae
Exons: 4
Molecular function (GO): hydrolase activity, acting on carbon-nitrogen (but not peptide) bonds
Source: RefSeq, a predicted model, not a curated record